AUGAUAGGUGGUAUGAUUGGAACAAACUGCAGUGGAACCAAUGCCGUGAGAUACGGGACCAUGAAAGAUUGGGUAAUUAACCUUACUGUCGUGCUGGCAGAUGGCCGUGUCAUCAAAACACGCCGCCGUCCACGCAAAACUUCAGCCGGGUAUAACCUGACAGGCAUGUUUGUUGGGUCUGAAGGAACACUUGGUAUUACUCGUGUCGGUGUGGUGACCUUCCCCACUGUACGUGAUGCGGCAUCCACUGCCAUGCAGCUUGUUCGAAAAGGCAUUCAAGUACAGUGUAUGGAGAUUCUUGAUGAGAUACAGAUGGAUGUCAUCAACCGCGCCGGAGGAACUGGAAGAACAUGGAAGAAAUUGCCCACUCUAUUCUUCAAGUUCUCCGGCACCAAGGCCGGGGUCGCGGAUAGUAUUAACCUGACUAAAGCACUAGCAAAGAACAACAACGCAAGCUCGUUCGAAUUUGCAAGAGACGAGCGAGAAGCACAUGAUUUAUGUAUGCUGGCACUAAGAGAGCGAGGAUCCGAAGUGUGGUCAACCGACGUUUCGGUACCGAUCUCUAGAUUGCCAGACAUUAUUGAAAUCUCCAAGAAAGAACUCGAUGACCUGGGAAUCUUUGCCAGUAUCCUUGGGCAUAUUGGAGAUGGCAACUUCCACGCAAGUAUCUUAUAUGACCGCACUAUUCAAGAAGAAAGGGAGCGAGUAGAAAAGGUUGUAUACGACAUGGUUGAUCGUGCAUUGGAAAUGGAAGGCUCUUGCACUGGUGAACAUGGUGUGGGAUUGGGCAAGAAAAAUUCACUGAAAAAGGAGCUUGGCCCAGCCACGAUUGAAAUUAUGCGUUCCAUCAAGAAGUCCCUCGAUCCACACUGGUUAUUGAACCCUGGCAAGAUCUUCGAUUAUGAGGACGAAGCAUAGAUGGCGCAAUCUGUUCUCUCAGCUGAGGAUGGCAUAUGCAUCGUAAAUAGGGCAGACAAAAGGCUGUACAUAUCAAUGGCUAGUUUCAUAGCAACUAUGUCACUUUCAACUAUAUUGAC
Messenger RNA from Aspergillus eucalypticola CBS 122712, 1037 nucleotides. RefSeq names its product FAD-binding oxidoreductase. Bases 1 to 918 code for a protein of 305 amino acids. Gene Ontology annotation, biological process: lactate catabolic process. The record is from RefSeq and is a predicted model, not a curated record. Lineage: Eukaryota; Fungi; Ascomycota; Eurotiomycetes; Eurotiales; Aspergillaceae. Gene Ontology annotation, molecular function: D-lactate dehydrogenase (NAD+) activity; D-lactate dehydrogenase (cytochrome) activity; FAD binding. The transcript is spliced from 5 exons. Gene Ontology annotation, cellular component: mitochondrion.